This is a messenger RNA of Sarcophilus harrisii (Tasmanian devil), 2061 nucleotides long. It is a transcript of the gene THY1, whose product is annotated as Thy-1 cell surface antigen. The record is from RefSeq and is a predicted model, not a curated record. The transcript is spliced from 4 exons. NCBI's taxonomy places the organism in Eukaryota, Metazoa, Chordata, Mammalia, Dasyuromorphia, Dasyuridae. Bases 201 to 689 code for a protein of 162 amino acids.
AUUCUAAGGGGCAGGGGGCAGCCAGAGCAACGCAACCUGCGCUUCCAAUCCUGAACCAUCUCUCUCUGGGUAGCUCUCUCUGCCCUUUCCACCACCUGGGGAAUUCCCAGGGUGAAGGAGACAGUCUUGGAUGAUCCCGCAGUCCGGAUCGUGACUGGUGACAUUUGGGCUGCUGCCUGAGUCUGCACCCUCAUCUUGACAUGUUGAGUUCCAAGAUUGGCAUUGCUGUCCUGUUGACAGUCUUGCAGGUGACCUAUGGACAGAAGAUGAACAGUUUGACUGCUUGUUUGGCGGACAAGAGCCUGAGGGUGGACUGUCGCUAUGAGAAUAACACCAAGUCCCCACUUCAGUAUGAGUUCAGCCUGACCCGAGAGAAACAAAAGCAUGUGCUGAACUCCACCAUUGGAGUGCCUGAGCAUGCCUACCGGAACCGGGUCAACCUCUCCAUCUUCCAUAACUACAUGGCUCUCUACCUGAAAGACUUCAGCCAAAAGGACGAGGGUGUCUAUGCCUGCGAGCUGCGUGCUUCUGGGAUCCCCAACUCCCUUGUCAGCAAGAACAUCACUGUCUACAAAGAUAAACUACAAACCUGUGGGGUCAUGAGCCUUCUGGUCCAGAAUACCUCCUGGCUGCUGCUGCUGCUACUUUCCCUCCCCCUCCUACAGGCCACGGAUUUUGAGUGCCUGUGAUUGGUUGGGGGGACAUGGAGGAAACAGAAAAGAUGAGCCCAGCCCCCAGGAACCCCCCUGUUUCUCUCUGAGCCGGCUGUCCCACUUCACCCCCCUCCCCGGGGAGGUGAGAGGAGGCAGGAAACCCCCCCCUCUAGAGGAAUCCUAGUUCCGCAUGCCAUCAUUCACCUACUCUUCCUCCACCUUGCCGCCUUGCACCCCAUACUCUCCUUACCCGGUACUACCGGCUGCAUUUUUGUAUUUGUCAUUCCAGGGCUGCUUCUGUGAUUUGUUUGGGGUUAUUUUUCUUCUUUCCUUAGGAAGUUUGUAAAGCAGGGAGCAAGGGGGCAGAGAAGAGACCAAGCCAGCUUUUGGAUUGGCAAGGAUGGAAUUGUUAUGACCUCUAGAGAGGUUCUACAGAGGAUAUACAUUGGGAUCUUCUGUCCCUGCCUGAGUUUAGGAGGACAGGCAAUGAUAUGGGGGAAGCAGUAUGUGGAAGGUAUCCUGUGUCAGGAGCAUCCCUUGGCCAGGAUGGGAAAAAACAACAGAACCAUUAUUGAAUUAAAGGAGAUGGUGGUUGCAAGUUUCUCAAACUUGCCAUGUUUUUACUGAGCUGGAAAGAACCACACCAGAAUGAUCAGUUAGAAAUGACUCCAUUUUUACCAUUUUCAGAAAUCUCCUAGAAAUACCCUUUUUCAGAAAAUCCCCCACUGGCAAGAAGCCUAGCAGCUAAUGCAGAACCAGAAAGUGAGGAAGAUAGAGGUGAAGAAGAAGGGAGGAGGGGAAAAGCUGUACGAGCAGUUUCCAUGAACUGAGAACUGCCCCUUCUAGUCUCUGCAUCCAAAUCUAAUGAAUGGGGGUUUAGGGAAAAGAUGGAUGGUAAAUAUACCAGUACUCCCAUCUCUAUUAUGUCCAUCUUCUUCCCAUUCUCACAUACACCAUCCUCUUUCACAAAGCUUCCAGAAUUCAAACCUAGGAGCUGAUGAUGAGUUAAGUCAGGCUGUGCUGAAAUAAUUGGAUCCUUGUAUAUGAAGGAAGCCUCCUGUUUGAAGAGACUAGGCAGUGAACUAAUGGUAUAGGUCUAAAUGGUAGUCAUGUCCCUGAGACAGCACCCUUCUAGGGCAUUCCUGUCCCCCAACCCUAUUAUUUGGGCUGCUCCGGUACCUCUCUGGUGACAUCGCAGAGCCACACUGGAGUUUUUUGAGGAAUACAAUGGAGAAAUAAAUGGUGCCAAUCCUCAUGAAAUUACUUCUAAAAAACCAGAACCCAGCUCCCCACGACCACUGGCAUUGCUGUCUUGUCCUGUGAUCAUGUGUAUCGUCUCCACAGCUUGUUGUAUUAUGGCAUCUAGCCAAGAAAAAACAAAACUAUACAAUAAAGCCAAGCCUCUGGA